AUGUGGUCAGACAAUGGCACUACCUUCGUAGGUUCCCGUCAUCGUUUGCGCGAAUUCUCUAAUUUUCUUGAAAAAGAGUGCAUACAAAAUGAAAUCCAGUUAUUUUUGCACGAACAGCGAAUAACAUGGAACUUCAUACCAUCCAACGCUCCACAUUGUGGAGGACUCUGGGAAGCCGCGAUAAAGUCUGCAAAAUUCCACUUAUAUCGCAUAAUCGGCAAUGCUCAUCUAACUUUCGAAGAGAUGCAGACUAUUUUAUGCGAUGUAGAAGCGAUAUUAAAUUCACGGCCCAUCGCUCCAUUGAGCGAAGACCCCAAUGACCUCGCUUAUUUGAGCCCCGGACAUUUUCUAAUCGGCACUACCGUAGACAGUUUUCCUUGCCACGAUUUGAGCGACAUAAGCGAAAAUAGGCUCGUUCGUUGGCAACGCGUAGAACAAUUGAGGCAACAUUUCUGGCGACGGUGGAGUUCAGAAUACCUCCACACCUUACAAGCGUGUUCCAAAUGGAAGAUUAGCAAGGGGAUCAAUUAA
Molecule: messenger RNA, 531 nt
Organism: Cyphomyrmex costatus
Lineage: Eukaryota; Metazoa; Arthropoda; Insecta; Hymenoptera; Formicidae
Exons: 1
Coding region: 1-531 (176 amino acids)
Molecular function (GO): nucleic acid binding
Source: RefSeq, a predicted model, not a curated record